UCCCGCUUCUUCAAAAAUAAACACACACAGCCAAUACAAUCCAAAGUACUUAGAAGGAUAAAGUAAAAGGGUACAUAACAUGGGUAUGGUAUGGAUAUAUGGAUAGAGAGAAAGGGAAAAAGGUGAGAGUCUAACAGUGGAUGAAGGUGAGAUAUACCGGAGGUGAUGGACACCCCUCAGAAGACCCAGAUCAGUACUCCACUCUCUAAAUUUGAGGAUUCCCCUGUCUUUAACUAUAUCAACAGCCUUUCUCCAAUCAAGCCAGUCAAGUCCAUACAUGUUACUCAGACGUUCAAUCCACUAAGCUUUGCUUCCCUUCCAUCUAUCUUCACUUCGCCCCAUGUGAGCCUUCACAAGGAAUCUAGAUUCCUUAGAAGUAAUAAUCGUACAGAUCCAUCGAAAACUGAUUCUCAAGAGGGCAACAAAUUAAGUACAGAGGAGGAGGUUGCUAUAGAUGGUGCUCAGCUCUGUGAUAACUCAGCUGUAUUGCAGGAAAGUUUUGAUCCUGGGGUUUCAAUUGGAGAAGCUUCUCUCGAGCUUACCAAUGAAUCUUCGAGGUUUGCAAUUGAGAUCCAGAGUACCUUAAAAUAUGAUUGUGGGAGUCCCAUCUGUGACCCAGUAGCUUAUGUUACUGAGACAAAGUGCGGCUCAGUUGUUCCAUUUGCUCAAGGUACUUCUGAAAAAGGUGUAUCUGAAGAUGGAGUUAAUUUAGAUGGUAUAUGCCAAACUUAUCAAAAGAGGGAAACUACUGGCUGCGACUGGGACAAUUUGAUGUCUGACACUGCUGAUCUACUAAUUUUCAGUUCCCCCAAUGAUUCAGAGGCUUUUAGGGGGCUUUUUCAUAAGUCUUUGGACUCUGGUGCUAGAUUUUGUACUUCUCUUAUUUCUCAGUUCCCACAAACAAUUGAACAACAAAAACAUCCUUCCCUGCAAACUGAAGAAGCUGGUGAACUGAUGACAACAAACCAGACACAGGACAUUGUAGAGAAUAAGUGCAGAGCAAGCAGUCCCGCUGAUAAAGUUGAUAAUGAGUCUGUUUCUAACUUGUAUCGUGGACUAAGAAGGCGCUGUCUGGACUUUGAGACACUGGGAGCACGGAGGUUGAACUUAGAUACUGGCUCAAAUUGUAGUUCUUCUGGAGACAAACAAUUGGUGCCUGUGAAGCCUGGGAGUGACUCUUUACGAUGCGUUUUACCAGGCAUCGGUUUGCACUUAAAUGCCCUUGCAAUCACUCCAAGGGAUUCCAAAAAUUUCAAGCAUGAAACAUUAUCUUCUGGGACGCAAAAAAUAAGUUUUCCAAUCCCCACUGCCUCCAUUCUUCCUCUUACAACAGGUCAAGAAGCUUUUUUUGAAUCUUUGACUUCAGCAUCAGCUGAAAGAGAAAUGGACCCUGCUGAAAAUGCAGUUGAGCUAGCAGAAGAUGCCUCUCAAGCAUCUCCGGAUUUAGUUAAUGAAGAGUUCAAUCAGAACAGUCCCAAAAAGAAGAGGCGGAGGUUAGAAUCUGCUGGAGAAGGUGAGGCCUGUAAGCGUUGUAACUGCAAGAAAUCAAAGUGUUUGAAACUCUACUGUGAAUGCUUUGCUGCUGGUGUAUACUGCAUAGAGCCAUGUUCCUGUCAAGAUUGCUUUAAUAAGCCCAUCCAUGAGGAUAUGGUUCUUGCAACUCGUAAACAGAUUGAGUCUCGCAAUCCUCUUGCAUUUGCUCCCAAAGUGAUUAGGAACUCUGACUCAAUACCUGAAAUUGGGGAUGAACCCAAUAAAACUCCAGCUUCAGCACGACAUAAAAGAGGAUGCAACUGCAAGAAAUCAAGUUGCCUUAAGAAAUAUUGUGAAUGCUAUCAGGGUGGUGUUGGAUGCUCCAUCAACUGCAGAUGUGAAGGAUGUAAGAAUGCAUUUGGUAGAAAAGAUGCAGAAACAGAGGGGGAACCAGAAGAAGAAACAGAGAAUUGUGAAAAGAGUGGUUUGGACAUAACUUCACAGAAAUCAGAAAUCUUCAAUGAUGAAGAGCAGAAUCCAGUUCCUGCCCUUCCAACCACACCACUACAGCUCUGCAGACCAUUGGUUCCACUACCAUUUUCAUCAACUGGUAAACCACCACGUUCAUUUGUGACAAUUGGAUCAUCAUCCGGGUUGUUUAGUGGUCAAAGAUAUGCAAAACCUAACAUUCUCCGGUCUCAAACCAAGUUUGAGAAACAAUUCCAAACUCUUCCAGAAGAUGAAAUGCCCGAGAUUCUUCGAGGCAGUUGCUCCCCUAGCACUGUUAUCAAGACGACUUCUCCUAACAGUAAGAGGAUCUCUCCUCCUCACUACGAUCUAGGGUCAUCAGUUAGUCAUAGGAGUGGGCGGAAGUUGAUAUUGCAGUCAAUACCUUCAUUCCCUUCCUUGACUCAGCAUUGAAAUAAAAACUUCUUGUGAGUCCUCAGAUAAAAUUUUUUUUUUUUUCAAUCCAUGUUGCAUUGGGAGUUGUUGACUUAUAUUUCAUUGUCAUAGUUGUAUAAUAAAAUCGAAAAUCUAGCUCCAUAAUGUUCAACUUCAACUACUCAUGUAUUAUAUCUUUUUUCCUUGUUUUGUAAAUUAUCUAUAAUUCUUACAAACUAUCACUCUCAACUGCUUUACUCUUAUAAAUUUUCAUAUUUUGG
This is a messenger RNA of Rubroshorea leprosula, 2636 nucleotides long. The record is from the annotation of a GenBank genome assembly. Lineage: Eukaryota; Viridiplantae; Streptophyta; Magnoliopsida; Malvales; Dipterocarpaceae.